AUGACGUCAAAGAACAUCAAACAUCAGAAGGACUAUGAGAAGAACGUGACAGAUGAAGACAUGAUCCUCAAACUGGGGAAGCUGGCUUUUCAGCAGCUUGUGAAGGGAAAUCUGAUCUUCUAUGAGGAAGACCUGAGAGAGUGUGGCAUUGAUGUGACAGAAGCAUCAGUGUACUCAGGAUUGUGCACUCAGAUCUUCAGAGAGGAGUUGGGCUUGUAUCAGGGGAAAGUCUUCUGCUUUGUUCAUCUGAGCAUUCAGGAACAUCUAGCAGCUCUAUAUGCACAUCUCUCUUUUACCAACAACAACUACAAUGUGUUUGACGAAACCAAACAAAGUCUGUUCUCCAAAGUUUUCAAAUGGAUGAGUUCAGUAUCUAAGUUACAUCAGAAAGCUGUAGAUGAUGCUUUACGGAGCAAGAAUGGACAUCUGGAUCUUUUCCUGCGUUUCCUUCUGGGUCUCUCAAUGGAGUCCAAUCAGGCUCUCUUGAAAAAACUACAGACACAGGCAAGAUGCUGCUCCUACAACAAAGAGGAAACAGUUCAGUACAUCAUACAGAAGAUCAGGGAGAAUCGCUCUCCAGAGAAAUCCAUCAAUCUAUUCCACUGUCUGAAUGAACUGGGUGAUGAUUCACUGGUGCAGGAGAUCCAAGAUUAUCUGAGAUCUGGAGAAAUAAGAGAAACCAAACUCUCCUCUUCACAGUGGUCAGCUCUGGUUUAUGUGUUGCUGACAUCAGAGCAGAAGAUGGAUGUGUUUGAUCUAAAACAGUUUAUUGGAGCUCAACAUACAGCAGGUGACGUUCUUCAGAAGCUGCUGCCUGUGAUUAAAGAAUCCAGAUCAGUUCAGCUACAUAGCUGUUAUCUCACUGAUCAUUGUUGCAGAAGUUUGUCUUCAGUUUUACAAUCCCCAAACUCUAUCCUGAGAGAGCUUGACCUGAGUAACAAUGAUCUGCUAGAUUCAGGAGUAAAGUUUCUUUCUGAUGGAUUGAAGAGUCCAAACUGUCAGUUGGAGAUACUGAAGUUAUCUGGCUGUAUGGUGACAGAGGAAGGCUGUGGUUAUUUGUCUUCAGCUCUUAGUUCAAACCCCUCACACCUGAGAGAGCUGGAUCUGAGCUACAAUCACCCAGGAGAUUCAGGAGUCAAGCUGCUCUCUGAUACACUGAACAAUCCAAACUGCACACUGGACAAAUUCAAUGUGGAUCAUGGAGGAGGGUUCAGGAUUACAGCAGGACUACAAAAAUAUGCCUGUGAUCUCACAGUGGAUCCAGACACAGCACACAAUCAUCUCAUUCUGUCUGAGGAAAACAGAAAGGUGACACAUGUGAGAGAAUAUCAGUCAUAUCCUGAUCAUCCAGAGAGAUUUGACAAGACUCUUCAAGUUCUGUGUAGAGAGAGUCUGUCUGGACGCUCUUACUGGGAGGCUGAAUCGAGUGGAGAUGCUGUUAUAUCAGUGACAUAUAAAGGAAUCAACAGGAAAGGACGGAGUGAUGAUUGUGUGUUUGGACGCAAUAAGAACUCCUGGAGUCUGAGACGCUCUAAUGACAAAUUCACUGUGUGUCACAAUAACAAGUUCACCGACAUACGUGUCUCUUUAGGCUCAUGUAGGAGAGUAGGAGUGUACGUGGACGUGUCAGAUGGGACUCUGUCCUUCUACAGUGUCUCUGACACGCACACACUCACACAGUUGCACACAUUCACCUCCACAUUCACUGAGUCUCUCUGUGCUGGAUUUAGGGUUUAUGGUUUGAACUCAUCAGUGUCUCUAUGUGAGAUUAAAAAUCCUGUGAGCAACAACAAAGAUGGCACACCCAGCCCACUCUCUCUUUGAACUGUUGCCCUCUGGCUGGUGCUACAGGGCACUGACCACCUGAACAGCCAGGCACAAGAUCAUUUUCCCCCCACAGGCUAUAUUCAGCCUGAACAGUUAAAACUCUCAUGACUAUACAGUAUCCACCAUAACUAUGCAUUUGUA
Sinocyclocheilus rhinocerous is the source of this 1968-nucleotide messenger RNA. Its product is annotated as protein NLRC3-like. Gene Ontology annotation, molecular function: protein binding. The transcript is spliced from 6 exons. The coding region runs from base 1 to 1824 and encodes 607 amino acids. NCBI's taxonomy places the organism in Eukaryota, Metazoa, Chordata, Actinopteri, Cypriniformes, Cyprinidae. The record is from RefSeq and is a predicted model, not a curated record.